UUUACUCCGAGUAUUGGUAAAUAUGAUCACGUGGCUGGAGGGACCAAUGGUUGAAGCUGGCAGCCUGCAAAAAUACUACGAUUGUUCUGCGGGCAGGGCGCCUCUCUACAGUUCAACAGAGUAACCUUUUUUGCCUUCCCCCCAUAUGCCCUGCUACGGAGGGAGCCUGCAAAAAAUGUCGUCGAGCGGCACCCUCAGUAACUACUAUGUCGAUUCUCUCAUAGGCCACGACAGCGAGGAAGUGUACGGCGGGGGCGGCGGGGCUGGCCGGUUCCUGCAGGGAGGGCACCAUCCGUCCCCCCGGCCACCGUCAGGUGUGGUGGCGGAGGGCUCGGAUUUCGCCUCCUGCAGCUUCGCGCCUAAGUCUGCCGUCUUCUCCGCCUCGUGGUCCGCCGUCCACCCGCAGCCGUCGGCGGCGCCCAUGCCCGCCCUCUACCACCCCUACCUGCCCCAGCCGCACUUAGGCGGGCCGGGCGAGGGCGGCGGCGGCGGCGGCGGCGGGGGCAGAUACGUGCGCUCCUGGAUCGAGCCCUUCGCCGCCUUCCCCAGCAGCCCCGCCGGCGGAGGGGGCACCGGCAGCGCCAACCUCUCGGCUGCAGCGGCCGCCCUCGCGCCCGCCGGCUCCGCCGCCGCCGGACGCCACUACGGGAUCAUCAAGCCCGAAACCGGAGCCGCCGCCGCCGCCGCCGCCGCUUCCACGGCCCCUUCCUCCUCCUCCUCCUCCUCCACCACCACCUCGUCCGCCGCGGCCGCCGCCUCCUCCUCCUCCUCUUCCUCCUGCGCCUCUCCUUCCACUAGAACUGAGUGCUCCGCUUCCCGGGAGCCUCCCGGGAUCGCUGGGCCCGAAUACACGUGCAACCCCUUCCUGGCAGAACCCCGCGACAAGGCGGCGGCGGCGGCGGCGGCGAGCAGCGGACCUCAGCCCAGCGCCGCGUCUGCCGCCACCACCGGCAGCGGCAGCGGCAGCGGCAGCGCCCACCCGGCCAAGCCCGCCUCUGGUUGCAGCCGCAACCCCAGCCCGAGCAGCGAUCUGAAGGAGGAGAAGCAGCAGCAGCAACUUGACCCAAAUAACCCCGCCGCAAACUGGAUCCAUGCUCGUUCCACGAGGAAAAAACGCUGUCCGUACACAAAAUUCCAAACGCUGGAACUGGAAAAGGAAUUCCUCUUUAAUAUGUACCUCACCCGAGAUCGCCGUUACGAAGUGGCCAGGAUUUUAAACCUUACAGAGAGACAGGUCAAAAUAUGGUUCCAGAACCGAAGAAUGAAAAUGAAAAAGAUGAACAAGGAAAAAAGCAAUAAAGGGGACUAGCGCCUUAUUAGUGUGUGUGUGUGUGUGUGUGCUUGUGUGGAAAUGCACUGGGAUUUCUAUUAAAACACUCUUACAUACACACAAAAUUAGAGAUAUUAAUUAUUGUUAAUAUUGUUAUUAUUAUUAUUAUUAUUAUUAUUAUUAUUAUUAUUAUUUUCCAGAUGCAUUGGCCCAGAAUUUUCAAUUGCUCUAGUGGGGCUUUUGUUGUUUUAGAUACCAGUAAAUGUGGUCUGUUGUCAGGUAUUUUGGGGAGGAAAAUAUUUUGUGAGGAGUCCUUCUCUCGCUGGAGAAUUUAUUGCUUCUUUCCCUUUACCUCCUCCUUGGUUUUAAGGUAUUGUGAGUGCACG
This is a messenger RNA of Elgaria multicarinata webbii, 1656 nucleotides long. RefSeq names its product homeobox D9 (gene HOXD9). Gene Ontology annotation, cellular component: nucleus. Gene Ontology annotation, biological process: regulation of transcription by RNA polymerase II; proximal/distal pattern formation; anterior/posterior pattern specification. The record is from RefSeq and is a predicted model, not a curated record. Lineage: Eukaryota; Metazoa; Chordata; Lepidosauria; Squamata; Anguidae. The coding region runs from base 146 to 1309 and encodes 387 amino acids. The transcript is spliced from 2 exons. Gene Ontology annotation, molecular function: DNA-binding transcription factor activity, RNA polymerase II-specific; RNA polymerase II cis-regulatory region sequence-specific DNA binding.